This is a messenger RNA of Phyllopteryx taeniolatus (common seadragon), 648 nucleotides long. RefSeq names its product cAMP responsive element binding protein-like 2 (gene crebl2). Gene Ontology annotation, molecular function: DNA-binding transcription factor activity. The record is from RefSeq and is a predicted model, not a curated record. Gene Ontology annotation, biological process: regulation of DNA-templated transcription. The transcript has 3 exons. Lineage: Eukaryota; Metazoa; Chordata; Actinopteri; Syngnathiformes; Syngnathidae. Gene Ontology annotation, cellular component: nucleus. Bases 72 to 464 code for a protein of 130 amino acids.
GGCGGCGGCUUCCCCUUCCCCUUCGUCACUGGCGACGUCAUCUUGUCGUUGAGGAGCGAGGAAGGCUCGAGAUGGACGAAAACAACAAGAUGGCGGCGGGCAAAGUGAAGAAGCCCGGAAAACGAGGCCGCAAGCCGGCCAAGAUCGACCUGAAGGCCAAGCUGGAGCGAAGCCGGCAGAGCGCCAGGGAGUGCCGGGCCAGGAAGAAGCUGCGCUACCAGUACCUGGAAGAACUGGUCUCCAGCAAGGAGAGGGCCAUCUGCGCGCUCCGGGAGGAGCUGGACAUGUACAAGCAGUGGUGCUCGGCCAUGGACCAGGGCAAGAUUCCCUCGGAGAUCAAAGCUCUGCUGACGGGCGACGACCAGCACCAUCGCGGUCCCGCGACGGGCGCGAGCGCCACCAAAACGCCCAAGAGCGCCAAGAGCGCCAAGAACGCCGACGACGACCACGACCGCGUCGUGUAAGGCCGAGCCACGGAGAACUCGCGCCGUCCGAAAACGGACGCCCACGCCGCGUGAAGCACGUUUUUACCGUCUGCGGGUCAGCGAUGCCAGGAAAGCGCAAUACACGCUGGACUGGUCGCCGGCCCAUUGCUGGGCACAUCGAAACACGCCCGCCAUUGCACUGAAUAAAACAAACCAAAAAGUC